Messenger RNA from Fundulus heteroclitus (mummichog), 5272 nucleotides. Its product is annotated as interferon-induced very large GTPase 1-like. NCBI's taxonomy places the organism in Eukaryota, Metazoa, Chordata, Actinopteri, Cyprinodontiformes, Fundulidae. The coding region runs from base 135 to 4814 and encodes 1559 amino acids. Gene Ontology annotation, molecular function: GTP binding. The transcript is spliced from 3 exons. The record is from RefSeq and is a predicted model, not a curated record.
CAAACAACUCAGCGGAAAUCAGCAAUCUUCCAAACAAGAACAGCUUUGAAGGAGAAACAAAAAAACAAAGGGCAUCAUCAGUGGUUAACAAUAAUCCUCAGGAGAAGUCGUUUUGCAAUCCUGAGGAAAACAGAAUGAAACGUCAAAAAGAAACUGAGAAACUUCUCAGAAGACUUCAGCUCCAGGACCCACAUCAAAAGAUGCUGUCAUCAGAGAACUUUGUUAAAAUAAGUCCCCCUAUGAAACAGACAAAUGAGAUAUCUGAGGAAGAUCUAGCAUGUGCUUUUGUUCAGAGGUUAAUGAUGUUAGAUUACAGAGCAAGAUACAUCCCUGUACAGCGAGAAAACUCUGAUGUGAAUAAUUCACAGGCUUUUCCAGUAUCUGAAAGUGCUGAUACAGAUGACGAUGACUUAGACGCUCUUUUUAGUACUUCAACCGAUUUAGAUCAGUCAAAAGAGAAUCAUGUACACCCAAUGGAUGUUCAAAUGGCAGUACUCCACUGCUCGGACAGCUUACUUAAACAGAAAAUUAUCACAAAGCUGUCACAGUGCCAGUAUGCCUUACCUCUGCUUGUUCCUGAUCCUGCCUCAACAAAUAUUUUGUGUCCUUUGUGGACAUUCAGACAAAUAACAAAAACAUGGAAAAUAAGCAAAAUUAAUGCAAAUUCAACCACUGUCACAAUGAAGAGCAUGCCAAUCUGCGAAGCCAAGACUCCAAUGGUUUCAUUUUUCCGUCUGGGCUCCAUGCCUUUGUCCAAAUCUCAGCUGAUGAAUGCUAUGAUCAAUGACCGCCACCACACAUUCUUCCACAGAAACUGUCCAGGCAGCACCAAAUCUCGUCAUCUGAUGGAUGGUGUGGCAGAGAUUGCAUGGUACUGCCCUGCUGGAAAACCCAAUGAUUUAUUUAAUGACUGCAUUGCCUUCUGUAAUCUUCAUGGCGAUUCUCUAGCAAUCGUAAAGCAGUGUGAAAUACUGACUGAAAUGUCUUCAGUCAUUGUUGUUCUUGUACCAACUUUGGAAAAAGGCCACGAAAGCAGUGCAGUCAUUUUAAUGCUUUACAAAUCUUCAAAGCCUCUGAUUAUUCUCUGUGCUGACAGUGAGUGUGCUGCAGUUCAAAUGAAACCACAAAAAUACAAACUGGGCCUGAAGGAAAGAAGCCAGUCAGAUGUUUCUGAAGAACUGAAAACGAUUAUAAGAAGCAUUAUUUCUGGACCCCACACUUCUUUCCAGCUAGAAACUAUGGCCAAAGUCUCUGGAGUCAAAGUGGAUGAAGAUGCAGAGGUCUGCCUGAAAGGCAGAUCGUUAGCUGUGGAACUAGUCAAAAUGAUUCAAAGGAUGGAUAUUACCAAAAUAAAAGAAAAAUUCCUUCCCUGCCAAGGUCAACUUUGGUAUGAAUGGUGCAAAAUAAACAAAGAAUUACAUCAUCUAAAGGGACACAUUGAAAAAGAAAAGUGUCAGAAGAGUAAACAGCUGAUGGAACUAAGACAGAAGCAGUGUGACGUGUCCAAUAGUCAACUGAUGACGUUGUUCAUUAGGAACCUCAAGGAUUUGCAACCAAAUGACAGAGAAUACUUCUUGAAAUGGACUCAGAUCCUGAUUGAUGCCCUCUCAAAGGAUGAUCUUUCCUCAAUUCUCCAAAGCUAUGAUAAAACAUGGUCAGAGGUCUUGGAGCUAAAGAAGAAACAUGACAAAUCUGUUCAGUUAAAAGAAAAGCAAACAGAACUUGAACAGUUAUCAAAAAAGCUUCAAUCAGCAACCUUUGGUCUGGAGCACAUGUUCAGAGAAAUGGGACAGAUCUACGAAGCCCAUAAAUCUCUCAAGAAGCAAUCACUGGACCAUCAGAGUGAAUGGUCUAAAUACCCUGAGCUAGCUGCAGACCUGAUGAUAAAGGGACACCCAAUGGAGUUGAUGGAUGGUGAUGCAGGUCACGUACCUUUAAUAUGGAUCUCUAGUCUUUUACAGGAAGUCAUCAAGAAACUGGGUGACCAGAGAGUCUUUGUGCUUUCAGUUUUGGGCGUCCAAAGCAGCGGAAAGUCAACAAUGCUGAAUGCCAUGUUUGGAUUGCAGUUUGCUGUAAGUGCUGGGAGGUGCACCAAGGGGGCCUAUAUGCAACUGGUUGAGCUGUCAGAGGAAAUCAAAAAAGACUACAACUUUGACUAUAUUCUAGUUGUGGACACUGAAGGGAUACGGGCUCUUGAGUUAGCAGGUAAUGCUAGCCUCCAUCGUGACAAUGAACUUGCAACAUUUGUUGUUGGAUUGGGAAACAUGACAUUGAUCAACAUCUUUGGUGAGAAUCCAGCAGAUAUGCAGGAUGUACUGCAGAUUGUUGUGCAGGCUUUUAUGAGAAUGAAGAAAGUCGAACUUUCUCCAAGCUGUGUGUUUGUUCAUCAGAACGUCACAGAUAUCGCAGCAGCAGAGAAAAACAUGGAUGGAAAAAGACGCCUGCAGGAAAAACUGGACAAGAUGGCUCAACUUGCUGCCAAAGAGGAAGUGUGUGAAUGUGAGUGCUUCAGUGAUGUCAUUGCAUUUGAUGUGCAAAAAGACGUGAAGUACUUUGCUCAGCUAUGGGAGGGAAGUCCGCCAAUGGCUCCACCAAAUCCAGGGUAUAGUGAGAGUGUCCAAGAACUGAAGACCAUCAUCCUCUCUAGAGCGUCAGAGUCUAAAGGAAUCACUUUGUCACAUUUCAGUACCAAAGUUCAGGACCUGUGGAAUGCCUUGAUGAAUGAAAACUUUGUUUUUAGCUUCAAAAAUACCCAAGAAAUUGCAGUUUACAGAAAACUGGAGGUCCAAUAUGGAGAUUGGACUUGGGCCCUGAGGAGUGAAAUGCUGAAAAUUGAAAACCAACUUUAUCCCAAAAUUAAAAAUGGCCAAUUGGACAAAGUUGAGCUCAGUGACCUUUGCAAAGAAAUGAGCAAAAGGUACAAAGACAUAACAAAAGAUAUUGCAGCCUACUUUGAAAAAGAUAAAGACAAAGAAAUGUUGGUUCAGUGGCGACACAGAUUUGAAAAUAAAAUUAAAGAGCUUCAUGAUGAACUCAUUAGAGGUGUGAAGAGAAAACUGGAUGAAGUUAUCCAUCAAAAUAAUGCUCGGAGAGAGCUUGACAACAAGAAGACAGAGUUUGAAAACAAGCUGUUCCAGAAAAGCAAAGAGCUUGCCCACGUAUUAAAAUGCAUCACGAAAGAAGAGGAACUAGAAGUCCAGUUCAGGACUGUGUGGGAGCACCGGGUUAAGGAAUUAACUUCAGAUAUUAAACCCAUUGAAGACAUAAACUUGCAGGAAGAUCAGUUUCUUGUUCUUCGAGAUCUUGGUGUUGAAGAUGGACUUAUUGACGAGUCAAGAAAGAACAUGAAAUAUAAAUCCCUGUCAGUAACUGGGAAUUACUCUUAUUAUAUAACUUAUAAAAAUAAGUUAAAAUUUUUUGGAAGGACUCUUGGGUACGAAGAACAGGAAAGCAUCAGAUCAUUUACCAAAAAUGUUGAAACAGAAUGUCUGGCGACCUUGAAGAGGAAACCUAUUGCAACCACAGGUUACAGAUCAACCUACUUACAGGAACUUGCAAAAACUAUAAAACAAAAAGUGAGUGAGUUUGAAUCAGGGAGAAACUUUACAUUCAAGAAGGAGUUUACAGUUGAUCUUUCACUCUAUGUGUUUGACAGUGCAGAAAGCUGGCUCUUACAAUCCCAUGAGCAAUACAAAGACAACAAUGAUGUGCACACUUAUCUGGACAGCAAGAAAAGUGAAUAUUACAACAUUUUCAGAAGCUUUUGCAAAGGAAGCUCCUCUGCUGUCGUGUUUGGAGAAAUUAUUUGUAAAAACCUCAAAGCCUCUGCUGUUGAGGCUGUCAGUAACAAGACAGCUGUGGAUAUUGCUGGAGAGAUGAUGUGCAGUUUUCCAGCUUUCAGUGAGAACAGAUUGAACUUAGAGAAACAUGUGUUAACAUCUCUGGCAGAGAAAGAAGACUUUACCAGUUUAAUCACCUACAUCCGAGAUCCAAGAAGGCAAGUAGAGGCUUUUAUAAAAGAAGAAGUGAAGAAAUACUUGUCUACUGCACAAAAUGAUAAGGCCCGGACAAUUCUGAAGAAAAAUACAGAAGACAUCAACAGGCUCAUCAACCAGGCUUUGUUUGAUGCAACAGAGCAACUUAAAAAGGAGGGAGGGGACAUAGAGACGUGGGUGGAGGAAUUUUCUAGCAAAUUAGAACCAAAUUUGACACUAAAUACCAUUGGUUGUCAAAACUUCACUGACAUAAACAAUUUUGACUUUCUUAAAGAAGAGAUAGAGAAAGGCCUCAAACUCAUUAUGAAGGAGAUGAGCUGUCUCUCACUGAAGACAGUGAAUGAUUCCAGACAGAAACCUGAACAAAUCCUCAUUGAUCAGUUGUGCAACUGCUGCUGGGAAAGAUGUCCGUUCUGCUUUGCUGUUUGCACCAACACUAUGAAGGACCACAGUCCUGGGAAGCACAGUGUUCCUUUUCAUCGACCCUGUGCAGUUAACGGGGUCCAUCACAGAGACACAGAUAUAUUUAGUAUUAAUUUCUGCACCACCUUAGUUGCAAGUGACAAAGAAUUUUACCCGGAUGGUGUGUCACAGGAGUUAUUUCCUUAUAAACAGUAUCACCGUGCUGGAGAAAGAUUUGCUUCAUGGAGCAUUACACCUGAUGCAUCAAUGCUGGCCUACUGGAAAUGGUUCGUCUGCCGCUUUCAAAAAGAUCUGGAAAAACACUAUGAGUUGAAAUUCCAAGGUAAGGGAGAAAUUCCUGACGACUGGAAAAAAAACAGCAAAAAAGACGCCAUAGAAAGUUUAAAUGAAAUGUAGAGUUUGUGAGAAAUCUGCAGCUACUCUUCAGUCAGAGAUAACUAGGGUUACACACCCUCUAAAAUGAAAGGAUUUAAUAUAACUAUGUUAGGCUUAUAUUUGUCUCAGUUGAUUUAAUAGUAAGGAUCAUUUAGAUAUAUUUCAACAAACUUCAGUUUGGUCUACUUGUGUGGAAGUAUUUGUUAAUCAAUGGUGUUCAAUUAAUAAAUGUGUUCAAUAGUAUGCAAAUAGAAUGCAAAAUUAAUAUGUUUUCUUCUCGUAAUAAUCAUGACCCUAAUAAUUGUUAAAUAAAAUAUAAUAAAAAUGAGUUUAUGCAAGGAAUUUCUACAUCUAUCGUAAUAAGUUGUAACAAUGAUAUUGGUCUGAUGAAAACCUUUCUAAAAAAGAGCUCCUGCAUGUGAAUUGUUGCUCUUUGUGGGGCUUUGGGAAAUAAACUAUUCAUUAAUCAGCAAGGAAAA